UUUAAUUUAUUUUUUUCUCCUAGAUAUGCCUAUAACAUCUCCCUGAAAGACGUGACACAGAUCACCACUAAGGUGAUCCUGGAAAUGCCCCUGCAACAGCAUGGAUCUGAAACCUCAGCCAGCCAGUACAGCAACACUCUCACAUCUCAUCUGAAGAAGUGGGCAUUAGUUUUGAAGAAUUAUAUCAAGCGGGCUGUAGAUCAUCAGAACUGCCUGGCUGCUGUUGAGGAGUUUUUCGGUGAACAUGAGAUGCUCUGGCCUGCCCUCGUCAAGGCACUGAUGACAUUAUACCAGCUGGAAGUAUUGGUUGAAGAAACUAUCCUUGGUUGGUUCUCUCAGAGUGCGCCUACAGAGAAAGGAAGAAGUAUUCGAAAACAUCAUGGGCUGCAGAAGUUCAUUAAGUGGCUUGAAGAGGCUGAGGUGGAAUCAUCUGAGGAGGAGAAUUAACGCAUUGCGCCAAGUCAUGGGGACCUUUCAUAAAUUUAAGCAUUGCUGAGUGCUCAGUGCAUCGUCAGGUCGACCAGAAUUGAAAAUCGUUUUGGUCUGUUGCGACGAGUGAAAGAAUUGAUAGGUGUGAAAGGCUCUUAUCAGGAUGGGAAUGGUCUUUGGCUGCUAAUUUUUGUCCUUUGGAAACAUUUUAAAACUGGUGUGAUCUCUCACACUGGACACCUUUGUUUAAAUUGUAAAACAGAUUCAUGGGAUCAAAGUCACUGCACCCUGCUCAGUCCUUGGGGCUGUCCAUGGAAUGGGUUUGGACUACUCUUAGUUAGGAUGAGUUCACACCACAAAAUGUCCUCUCACUCAGAACCAGCUUCAGCAGCUUGUUCAGGGAAGUCACAACCUGGCUGGUGUAGAAACUGUAAAACAUAAAGUAUGACCGUGAUGAAGGGAUGGAACACAUUAUCACAUUGUAAAAGUUCACUUUGCAUCUAACCCUGUGCUUGUACCUCCCUGGAAGUGUUUGAUGUGGAGAGUGUAGAGGAAGCUUUACUCUGUGCUGUACCUCCCUGGGAGUGUUUGAUGAGGACUGUGUAGUUUGCUUUCAGCAGUGUUGAAAGUACUUGACAAGACUAAAUUAAGUAAACUUGCUUAACACAUUGUACCUAAUUCAGAUUGUUUUAGGGAACUUUGUGCCACACUAUACCUAACUUGUGUGUGUUGGCUGCUACUAGUAGCUACAAAAAAGUGUUCUAUUCCUGGCAGGAUCAUCCCUUACUUUGAGGAACAUAAGAAUUAAUUUAAUUGAAAGAAAAUUUGACCAGGUUUUUUGCAGGGUGGGGAGGUGGGGAUUUUAAAUUGAAAGCCCCUCACUGGUGCUCUUUUGGAAAUAUCUCACUGUAGCUCUUUUGGAAAUAUCUCACUGUACUCGUUACUGAGUGGAGAAUAAAACUGCAUUGUUCAGGGAAUCAUUCAUCUUCCAACAUUCCCUGAAGGGAAAUAGCUUUGUGAAUAACUGUCUCCCUCUACUUAUAAUGCUGAGAGAUUCAAAGCAGGCACAAGGCAGAUUUAAGGAGGGUUUUGCAUACCAAGAAGGGCAGACUGGGGUGUCAGGAUGGCAACCUUCCUUUUCCUGAAUUUCCUGUGGCCCUAUAUUACUCCAGUCAUCCUUAACAGUAAAGUGGAGUAUGACUAUUGCAAAGUUUCCAUGUAUAUGUGGUCAAACCAAGCCAUGGGUAUAUUAUCAUAGAAUCCCUACAGUGUGAAAGCAGGCCAUCCAAAUAGCAUCCACCCAAUCCCUGUAACCCUGCAUAUCCUACCUAACCUACACAUCUUUGGACGCUAUGGGCAAUUUAGCAUGGCCAAACCACCUAGCCUGCUGAACUUUGGACUGUGGGAGGAAACCGGAGCACCUGGAGGAAACCCACACAGGCACAGGAAGAAUUUUCAAAUUCCACACAAACUCCACAGGGUGGAACCGAACCUAGGUCCCUGGUGCUGUGAGACAACACUGCUAGCCAUGCUGUAUUGCGCCACAGACUGUAACUUGGCUGAUAUAUUUGGAGAUACCGCAAUCAUAACUUUUUUCAAUAGUUAACACCCUUUUCAUUGCCUCAGUGAUAAAGAACCAUAAUAGAUCUUCCAGUCUGGGCUGAGCAAAUGGAUCCCAGAACAGCACAGAAGCUGCUAAAUUAAUUGUUCAUGCAGGGCUGAAAACAUUUUUAUUUGAGGGCUCCUUUUGAGAAUUUUUUGGAGGGUUGAGUCUUGAUUUUAAUUCUGACAUUUUAUCAACUGAUGCAGUUGUGUUGUAACUUUGCUGUGUGUAUUUGUGAACCGGUGUCUACAAGUUUUUCUUCUUUAGGUAAAUACAGUAGCACAAUUACCAAAGAUUGUACACAUCGAGACCUCAGUAGAGACUCCGGAGGACAUCUGCAGUCCUAUCCAUCCUGCCAUUUUGAGUACCUGCCUAUUGUUCCAAUUUUGUUGCCUCUGCAGCCAAAUUUCCCCACUGGGUCAAGAAUUUUCCUUGAAUUCUGUACGCUUCACAUUCUCUCUGAAGAGACUGUUAGUUGACUUCAUCACAUGCUUUCUUAAAAUCCUUGUAAAUAACAUUCAUAGACAUUCUCCCCAGCCACUAAUUGAUUAAAUUACCUGAGCUUUGUCAAGUAAACAUAUAUUCUCUGAUAAGCUAAAAGAUUUCAGGGCUUUCGGUAAGUCCACUGAUAAUGAUAGAUUCUAAUAAUUUCCUGUACUAACGUGCAACGAACACAAUGUUAGAUGGGGUUUCAGCUGCUUAGUUUUUAGUUACCCCACCGUGGAGCUGGGGUCAAUGGGAGCCCAUAUGCUAGGCUUGAGCCAUGAGAAGUGGGACCCAUGUCACCAUGUAUCCGGUACCUGUGGAACCUAUAAUCGCCACACAAACAUGUAGCCAACCAAAGAUCCAGCUCCUGCGAGAGCUGUAUCCUGACAUUGAGGUGGUUACCUAUGCACACUGCACCCCAACUGCCAGCUUUUUGAAAUAAAAGCAAAGUAAUGUAGGUGCUAUAAAUCUGAAUUAAAAACAAAAAGUGCUGGAAGUAGCCAACAGGUCUAGCAGUAUCUGCAGUAAGAAAGCAUUAACUCAAAGUCGAUGACUUCAUUAAAAUUAGUGAAGGCUUUAACGUGGAGGAUACAGGAAUGGGGGAGAAUUGGUCAAAAAAUAUCAAUAUGAAGAAACGUUGCAGUGUUUUGCUCAGUUGCCUUCAAUUGUUGGCAAAAGAAUGAUAAACAGGAUGUUUGGGUUUACAGAGCUGAGUUCAGUGUAAUGAAGUUAAGUGUUAAUGAAUAAUCAUAAUUCAUGCAGCUGUUUUCUAUUACAGCAGAGCUCGAACAGGGAAGAGCUGGCUUUGUCAGUAUCAAUUAAAAGGUGCUUCUACUUCAGAGAAGUGCUGGCAUCCUUGAGCAUAUGGCUAGCUUGCUGUCAUCUGCACAGAACAGCAGUCAUCUUGGGGGUGUCUUUUUGAACCAGAUUCAUGAAACUCAGCUGUGAAGUGGGGUGCUGGAAAUGGGAUAAUUUAAGUCUGGAAACAAGGUUCUUGAAGCAAGUAUUGGGUUAUAGCUGAGACUAAGAGUGCACUGAGUUUUUAGGAAUCGAGCUCUGUACGGUCUGUAUGCAGCAAUGAAACAAACAUUCAAAUCUCAGAGGAGCAAAUGCAUAUAGAAAUUGGCAACAACUCCCAAGCAUGUUUAAAAAAAAAAAAAACCAUUUUAAAGGGUUUGAGAUCCAGUUGGCCCUUGCCCAGAUUUUUUUUUUAAUUCCUUUACCAUCAUCUCUCAAAGCAGUUUUUUUUUUGGCACAUCAAACUGAAGUGCAGAAAACCUUUACAUAUGUAAGCAUUGUGGCAGCCAUUGAGGACAGGGGAGAUUAAUCAAUAUACCAGGCUGCUCCUGAAACUAAUUUGGAUUUAAAUGUUAAAGUGUAGAUGAGGGCACCAGUCAGAUGCAGUGGUAGGCCAACCUGCUCCAGAACUGUGUCAUUAUAUCCCUGGGCAGGUUAAUUUAGAAAAAAUAAAUUAAUGGUCAUGGCAUAGCAGAGAAUGUAGCAGCUCUGAAAUCCGUAACUCUCCUCUGAAAUUGUUUUGUUGGCUAUUUUUUCAAUACACUCAAUUGCUACAUUGCAAACUAUUGGGUGAGGUCUCACCUCCAAGUCUGUUUUGACCAUUCAAUCACUUUCAGACAUCCUGAGAUCAUGAAAAUUGUUAGAUCAAUGCAAAUCUUUUCCUUUUAAUGUGACCAGAUGAAUCGUCACUUCACAUUCGGAAACAGCAUCUUUGUGAUUCAGCGGUCUCUGUUCCCUGCCUGUUAUUAGAAUAUUGUUGUCCAAUUUAUGACUAAGCAAUGUGUCAUCUCCUCUCUCGGUCUUUGAGAAUGUAAAUUAUUUCUCUACACAUCACCAUACUGACUUGGAGUGAAGCUUCCUGAUUCUCUACUGUGUCUCUAGAGGAAGACGUCUAAUGGCAUUGAGUGACCUUUCUUCACAAUGAAUGGAAUGACUUCCUAUUUGAGGCUUAUGCUAUCUUCUCUCAAAGAACCAUUCUCAGGCUCGCUAAAGCUUGCAAUGCAUAGAGUAAAAACUGAUUUACAAAAUGCAAUCUAUGUCAUAAACUCUACAUAUGAAAUGCCUUGGGAAAGGGAGCUUUAUAUUUGAAAGUUGAUUAUUCAGAGAUUUAAGGAUUAUCCCAGUUAUCAGUUAGUAUAAAGCCUCUUGUGAAAGAUCAAGUAUGUUAAUUUCCCUUUCUGAAGCCUGCCUGUUCUCCUUUCUACUUCCAUUGUUAGAUAUCUCUGUUCUAGUUGCUGAUGAAUCCAUUUUAAAACCUUGAAUGUUGUGCUCUGAAUCAAAUUGGUACAGCCACAAAUCCGGAAGAGCUAGAUAAAAAAUGGAGCAAGGUCUUUCUUGUUCACGGUCUGUGACUCUGGCCAUUGCCUGAUACAAAAAUAAUGAAGUUAUUGAUAGAGAUUAAUUGCUAAAAUUGUUCAAUAGGAGGCAAUAGACCCAGACAUGAGUUAGGAACUGUCUGUGGUGGAAUCAGCCUUGGGAACAGGAGGUACAAAGUUAUGGUUCUUUCAAGGCCCACUGCAUCAGCACACAUAAUGUCCCAAAUUACUCAGAUAAUGGAUCCCAAUAUUUAUCUACUUUGCAUUUACAUGAAUCAGUAGGAACUGUUUCUAUCAUUUCCCAAGGGAGCUUACUGAUAUACUCCGUUUUAUUAAUUUUAAGUUUUACUUCCAUUCAAGUGCAGGUAAUGUGCUCUGUGUCUACCUUUCACGAUGUUAAUUUUCACAUGUACUGCAGACAUCUUCACCACAACUACUGUCAAGCUCACCAUUGCCUGUAGAUUAUCAGACUGCUUAUCUGACAUGCAGUAUUAAAUCAGCAGAAAUUUUCUCUGAUUCCAUAUGGAGGAGACUAAAACCAUUGUUUUUGGUCCCUGCCACAAACUCCAUUACAUGUUAUUGACUUUCCCUCUUCUAAGUAUCUGUCCGAGACUGAAACAGACUGUUCACUAUCGUGCUGUCAUAUUUGACCUUGUAAUGAGCUUCCACUCACAUUCUUACUACCUUCAUCACAUUUACCACACCCAUCUAUGUAAUUUUUUUUAUUUCCAACCCAUUCCUGCUUGGCCUACGUUUUCCUAAAUUUGUGGUCAUCUGAAACGCUUGUGCAUAUCAUAACUCUCUCCAAGUGCUGUUUAUCCAUUGUCUGUGCUCACUGAAUUGUAUUGGCUCCCGGUCAAACAAUGCCAUAAUUUUAAAAAUUCUUUAUUUUCUGAUCCCUCUGUGACCUUGUCUGCUCCUGUCUCUAAUCUCCAGCUCUACAACCCAAUGAGAUAUCAUAUCAUUAGGCAUCUUGACAUGCCAUUUUUAAUGGUUGCACCAUUGAUGGUUAUUUUUCAGCUCUGAAGUUCCCUCAUUAAGACUCUCAACCUCCCUUUUCCUUCAUUAAAACUGUACUUAGAACCUGGCUGUAUGUUCAAGCUUUUGGCUGUGGGCCCUUGGGACUUGAUGUCAAAUUUUGCUUUGCUAUUUUUGAAGUGAUUGGAAAUAUUUAUUAAGUUACACAAAUAAAUGUUGUUCUGAACAUGCAGAAAUAACUCAAUGUCAACAUUACGCGUCUUUUUGGAAUCCUGAAAGCAGGUUGGACACUAUUGUAGUGACCGAAUAAGACCAUAUUACAAAUGCUGUGUCUGACACACCUGGAAGUGUUGUAAAUAGAGAAUUGCAGGCUGAUUCCUAUACAGUAUCAAAGAAGAACUAAAGGGAGGAAAGGGCUAUACAAUCCUGAAAGGAGAAGCACAAUUCUGAGAAGAAUGAUCCUCGGCUCCAUUAGGAUUUGAAAUGUUUAUGGAGCACACUUGCUAUAGGUGAAGGAAGGGCUACACACAUUAUUGGAAGAACUCUGGGUGAAUCACCUGUGCGUUGGAUGGACAGUGUGAAAAGAAAAUUGGAACUGGACCUCCUACCUUGUUUGGAACAUGUAGGCCUCUCUCAUAUGUUUCCCACCAUCACCUGACUCAUUUAGAGUCUUUACAGCUUCUGGUAUUACUCCAUCAUCAUUAUUCUCUCCAUUAUCAAUACAAUCUCUUCCUAGUUUGAAGACUGAGUAAAUGUUUUGUUAUCAAAAUUACCAACAAAUGGAAAGUCACAGGCUGCAAAUGCACAUUUUCCCAAAUGGUUUUCCUCCCAUGUACUAAAAGUAUAAAAUGAUUCGAUAGUAUGCUGUUCCUAUUUGACAGUAUCUGGGCUUAAUGAACAUAGGUUUUCAUAAAUAAACUGCAUCAUUAAUCAC
Messenger RNA from Rhincodon typus (whale shark), 6763 nucleotides. Its product is annotated as translation initiation factor eIF-2B subunit epsilon. Gene Ontology annotation, molecular function: translation initiation factor binding; translation initiation factor activity; guanyl-nucleotide exchange factor activity. Gene Ontology annotation, cellular component: eukaryotic translation initiation factor 2B complex. The transcript is spliced from 4 exons. The record is from RefSeq and is a predicted model, not a curated record. NCBI's taxonomy places the organism in Eukaryota, Metazoa, Chordata, Chondrichthyes, Orectolobiformes, Rhincodontidae. The coding region runs from base 85 to 447 and encodes 120 amino acids.